AUGACUGGAGGCCCGUCUCCUAGCAACCAGCCUCUAGGCGAUCCCCCGCCCCACGCAGUUGCCAUAGCAACAGCCUCGCCGGCAGUUGGGUACCAGCUUGUGCAGCAUCCCAAGAAGGGGUUAUUGGCUCUAGGCCCCAUGGAGCAGGGUGCAGACUCCGACCCCCCCCACUCCCCUCCCCUCUGCGCCAUGCAGGGGACCCCCCUCGCCAUGUCAGCAGAGAGGGCCGAGCUGCUGGUGAGCACCCUGGCCAGCACUGCCCGGCUGGUGCACAGGGCCGGAGAGGCCCAGAAAUCUGCCCAGCUGGCCUGUUUCCAUGCGGGGCAGGCGCUGGCCCAGGCGGGGGAGGUGCUGUCUCUCUCCAAGCAGAGCUACCUGCAGGCCCGACGCCUGGGAGAUGGGCUGCUGGGCUGCCUGCCGCAGCCGGACUAUCGGGGGCUCUUCCAGUGCCUGGCCCGGCCCCCCCUGGCCUACGAGGAGUUCAGAGCGACGCUGCGCCAGGCCGAGAGCACCCUGCUGCACCCCGUCUUCCAGAGCACAGGGCCCCCCCAGAGCCAGCAGGCACCCAGCCCCGACUGCCACAGCCUUUCAGGCUGCGCCCAUGACAGCACCCUGGGCAGGACCCAGGCGUCCGGGCCCCAGGGAUCCCCCUGUGCCAGGGAGACAGACGAGGACAGCACCGAGGAGGAGGGGAGGUCGCUGCAGGUCCGGGGCCGUGACCCCUCCCGCCACAGACAGGUGGAGGCCGUGCGGCUGGAGGAGCAGAUGGGGGGGGCCUUUGUGACCCAGCGGCGCCGCUCCCCCCGGCGCUCCCCGUCCGGCAGCCUGGAGGCUCUGUCCCCCCUGGUCUCCGAGCAGGAGCUCAGCACCAUCCAGCCCCUGAUCCGCUGCCCCUCCCGCCAGGGGGGGCCCGGCAAGUUCCUGAGCAAAGUGACCCGCCGGGGCCGGGACCGGCCCCCCUGCGAGACCUCGGACAGCGACACCGACCAGUCGGAGGCCUCGGCCCAGGACCGCGCGUAGCCCCGCCCCGUGUCCCCCCCCCCGCCUGGUAAUAAACCCGGGUCUCCAAUCCCGCCCCGCCCAGCCGCGGGGCAUUCUGGGAAACGGCCUGGCCCGCUUCAGGAGACGGUGGGAAAUUGGCCGCACCAGCCCCAGGGGAUUGUGGGAAGCUCGUUGCUAGCGUCACUUCAUGCGUCUGUGCUCCGAUUGGGCAACUGAGUGUCACAUGACUUGGGUGUAGGAACCGGAAGUAGCGAUGAAUCCAAAAUGGCGUCCUUCCCCGGAUGGAGACGCUCUAGCCCGAAGCCCGCCGGGUGCUCUAUGGCUGAACCUGAGCGAUGCCAACCCGGCCACAGCAAGGGGUGGGGGAAUGGAACAUCCAGGACUGAACCAACUUGGGGCUGGACCAUGACACCCCUCCCGUCCCUGAGAGGAGGGUGGAACCCCGUCAGAUGAAAUGGUUGCUCCCGAAUGGGGCUCACUAUCCCCCCGCCCCCGUAAACCCCGUCCCCGCCUCCGCCUUCCCCCCUAGGACAGCUUGGUACAGCCCAACAGGGGCGGGGGGAGGGGUAAGAGUCCCGGGGAUCUUAAAGGCGCAGCGGCCAUUUGUUCUUCCCGCUCAGCGCAACAGCAGGGCUGGUGCAUUGGCUGGGGGGGGGACCCCAGGGCUGGU
Messenger RNA from Mauremys reevesii (Reeves's turtle), 1672 nucleotides. RefSeq lists its product as uncharacterized. NCBI's taxonomy places the organism in Eukaryota, Metazoa, Chordata, Testudines, Geoemydidae. The transcript has 8 exons. The record is from RefSeq and is a predicted model, not a curated record. The coding region runs from base 1 to 1020 and encodes 339 amino acids.